AGUUUUAGUGACGUUUGCUUUGGUAGCGUUAACAGCGUCUCCCCGAACGCACCCAUAGUGACGCUUAUAAGUGCUUAAAGCGCGUAAACGCACAAAAGGAACGCAGCACUAGUUGUAGGCGUGACAGAUCUAUAUGUGAAAGAUAUAACUUUAUUUAAUAUUGUUCCUCGAUAUGGGUUGUAUUCUUGAAAAAUAUCACACACGAUAUUUUUAUGAAAAACUACAGUACACGUAACAUGAACUAUAGUUUUUUUAGAAAUAUCUUGCGUGAAAAUAAUAUUGCAAUUCUAGACAAAAUUAUAAAUCUCGUAACUUGUUCUCGUAAGAAUUUACGAGUAGACGAUUGAUUCGUAAGUCAACGAUUUACUCGUAUAUUUGUUUAGAAUUACAGCAUAAAGCCGCUGCUACAACAUAGAAGAAUAAUACAGAGAGAACGAAUAAAUUAAUGACAAACGGCGGAAAAAGAAACAAAAUAUGUCACCGUUGCUACAUAAUUUAGGAGAAACACCGUUCAAAAAUAAACACGAAAUACACGACGAAUUGAUGACAGAUCUCGGAAAGAUAAUCACUAAUGGCGGUCGCUUACAAAGAUCUCGAAUACAGGAAAGGGUUAACACCCUCUGUAAAUGGAUGUGCACAACACCUCAGAAGAGUAUUUACAGAUUGGAUCGUUAUGAAGUUGAUUGUACGAAUGACCUGGAAAAUCUACGCAGGGCAUUGAAGCAAAAUGAUAAGCCAGAUCCAACUAUGCAUUUGUUACCUGACCUUCCAUACCAAGUAGUCGCUGUUGACAGUUGGGACAUGUCGGUAUGUCUCGAUUUAAAGAAAUAUCCGGAUGAAAUUAUCGUCGAUGCUAGGUGCGGCACAGCCGUAUUAAGAGGAUCUCAUGUUUACGCUCCUGGCAUCAUGGGAAUGCCGAAUGAUUUAAAAAUUAACACCAAAGUCAGUAUAUUCGCCGAUAUUACCGGCGAAUGUAAAAAAGGCUCGAUUAAACCAUAUGCAAGUGGUAGUAAGGUGUACUUGGGUAACGGCGUUGUACGACAAACGAGGAAACAACUGUUUGGAAAGACUGCCGAAAAUCCGUGUGGUAUCGCGAUAAUUAUGACUGAUGUAAUCUCACGAAUUCCACAAUUAAAUGCGACCGAUGAGUUUCCGAGGCCACAUACGCUACUGCAAAAUUUGCCGUCUAUCGUAUGUAGCCUAGUUUUAAAUCCCCAACCGGGCGAGACGAUUCUCGACAUGUGUGCCGCACCUGGUAACAAAACCACACACAUUUCAUAUCUUAUGAAAGGACAGGGUACGAUAAUAGCUUUAGAGAAAAAUCCAGGUAAGGUCAAGCGAUUUAAGGAAAAGUGUAACGACGAAAACAUUAAAAUCUUUUGUUACGAUGCUGCAAAGGCUGUCGCGGAACAAGAGCAUAGUUCCGUCUGCACUGAUGAGCCACCGUUCCCAAAGAAUCACUUUGAUCGUAUUCUCUUGGACACUCCGUGUAGCGCAUUAGGUCAAAGACCGCAAUUAUGCAACGCAAUCACACCGAUGCAACUUCGUUCUUACGUCCCCUUGCAACGAGGUCUGUUCUCUGCUGCUGUGCGUCUUUUGAAGUCGAAGGGAACGUUGGUGUAUAGUACGUGCACUGUCACAGUAGCCGAGAACGAAGGGAUUAUCGCUUGGGCAUUGAAGCAAUUUCCAGAGUUAAAGGUGGAAUCGGUCGAGGAUCGGAUAAAAACUGACAGAUACGGCACUCGAGGAUAUACCGUGAAUGGCUUGACAGACGAGGACGCAAAGAAAGUAUGUAGAUUCGGUCCUGAAAGUGAUUCUAUUGGAUUUUUUAUCGCGUGCUUGAAAAAAAUUUCAUUGUGACACGGCCGAAUUACAUUAGAACUUUAUUAUACCGAGCUUCUUGCCAUUAUUUAAGAUGUAACAAACUUGUAAUAUUCUCAGGAGAGCAAUAUAAUGUGUUCGCCUUUCAAUUACAGUUUUAAUAAAUUAAUUUGACAAAAGA
Messenger RNA from Odontomachus brunneus, 2002 nucleotides. RefSeq names its product tRNA (cytosine(72)-C(5))-methyltransferase NSUN6. Gene Ontology annotation, molecular function: methyltransferase activity; RNA binding. Lineage: Eukaryota; Metazoa; Arthropoda; Insecta; Hymenoptera; Formicidae. The transcript is spliced from 8 exons. Gene Ontology annotation, biological process: RNA methylation. Bases 475 to 1860 code for a protein of 461 amino acids. The record is from RefSeq and is a predicted model, not a curated record.